CCGACGGGCCUGACCUUAUCGACGCACCGGCCACGGCUUCCGGCACCCCAGGAUGGCAAGUACCAGGUGUUACUGUGUCAUGGCUUGUCGGAAUGCUGGGUGCUAGGGACCAUGUCAUUGUGUCAGGGAGGAGGACUCUGGGGGGGCCUUUGCGAACAGAAAGUAGGGACAGUGAAAAUAAAUAAAAAAACUGGGUGAAGCGCAAGAAGAGUCAUAACUGUUCUUCGCUCCCACCCUUCCCUCCACCUCCUGCUCCGUAUUUAUUCUCUCGCGACACAUCUUUCACCCCUCUGGCCUCUGAAGCUGCAGUUCAUCCCAUACACAUUCCACGUAGUACGCAAUCGCAGCUCGAGACCGCAAACAUGUGUGGCAUCUUCGCUUGUCAUCGUCAUCCCGACGUCCAGAAAUUCAAGCCAACGGCUCUGAAGCUUGCAAAGGCCAUCCGUCACCGUGGCCCCGACUGGAGCGGCAGCUUUAUCUCCAACAAGACGAUUCUGUGCCAUGAGCGUCUUAGCAUCGUCGGCGUCGAGUCCGGCGCCCAGCCCCUUACCAACGAGGAUGAGAGCAUUAUCCUCGCCGUCAACGGUGAAAUCUACAACCACCGUCUGAUCCGCAAGUCCCUGAAGCACACAUACCACUUCAAGACCGGCUCUGACUGCGAGGUCGUCAUUCCCUUGUACAUGGAAUACGGCCUCGACGCCCCGAAGCACCUCGACGGCAUGUUCUCCUUUGUUCUGUACGACAAGAAGAACGACCGCACCAUCGCCGCCCGCGACCCCAUCGGCAUUACCACCCUCUACUAUGGCUGGUCAUCAAAAGAACCUGACGCGGUUUACUUCGCCUCUGAGCUGAAGUGCCUGCACAGCGUCUGCGACAAGGUCGAGGCCUUCCCUCCCGGCCACGUCUACGACUCGUCCACCGGCAAGACCACAAGAUACUUUGAGCCUUCGUGGUGGGACCCUGCCAGAGUCCCCGAGACACCCCUCGACCUCAAGUUGAUCCGCGAGAAGUUGGAGAAGUCGGUCCGAAAGAGAUUGAUGGCCGAGGUGCCUUACGGCGUUCUUCUUUCCGGUGGUCUGGACUCUAGUCUGGUUGCCGCCAUCGCCCAAAGAGAGACUCUGCGGUUGAAGAAGGCUGCUCUCGAGGCCAACGGCGGCGCUCUCCCCAUGACGGAGAACCCCGACACUGGUGACGGCAUGGUCGGUAUCGACGACGACAACAAGCUUUCGACGGUCACAUAUUUGCCCCAGCUCAACUCUUUCUCGAUUGGUCUCCCCGGAUCGCCCGACAACAAGGCUGCCCUCGAGGUGGCUAAGUUCCUCGGCACCAAGCACCACGUCAUGACCUUCACGAUCGAGGACGGCCUCAACGCCCUGUCCGACGUCAUCUACCACCUCGAGACCUACGAUGUCACGACCAUCCGUGCCUCGACGCCGAUGUAUCUCCUCUCCCGCAAGAUCAAGGCCAUGGGCAUCAAGAUGGUGCUCAGUGGCGAAGGCAGUGACGAGAUCUUUGGUGGCUACCUCUACUUUCACGCCGCGCCUGACAAGAAGGCCUUCCACGAGGAGACUGUCCGCCGCGUCAAGAACCUCCACCUUGCCGACUGCCUGCGCGCCAACAAGUCGACGUCUGCCUGGGGUCUUGAGGCCCGUGUGCCGUUCUUGGACAAGGAGUUCCUCGAGGCGACCAUGAACAUCGACCCCCAGGAGAAGAUGAUCACCAAGGAGAAGAUGGAGAAGUACAUUCUCCGCAAGGCCUUUGACACCUCGGACGAGCCCGGUGCGGAGGCGUACCUCCCGGACAACAUUCUGUGGAGACAGAAGGAGCAGUUCUCGGACGGUGUCGGAUACGGAUGGAUCGACGCUCUCAAGGACAACGCCGAGAUCCAGGUCACGGACGAGAUGAUGAAGAACCCCAAGCCGGAGUGGGGCAGCGACAUUCCGGACACCAAGGAGGCGUACUGGUACCGUCUCAUGUUCGACGAGCACUUCCCGCCGCAUUGCGCCUCGACCGUUAUGCGCUGGACCCCCACAUGGUCCAAGCAGUCGGACCCCAGUGGCAGAGCCAUUGCCAUCCACGAGAAGAAGUACGACGAUGCCGCAUAAAGUGGUAAUUUGGAGCGAGGUACCUGUAUCCUAGCACUUUUACGUCAAUGCGGGCGGGUAAAAAAAAAGGUAGAGAGGCGUCCUGGAUUGUUGGCUUAUGUAGACCUCAACAAGUUUAGAGUCUCGAAGAAAAAAAAUGGGAUAUGGAGGAAAGUUGCAAUUACUAUACUAGUGCUGCUGUACUGAGCAUAUGGUGAUGUUGAUUCUGCCGAUAUUGUCACAGGAAUUGCGCAAAUGUCCCUGCCCUUUGGCAAUGUCCCCCCUGGUCUGGCCUGCCAGGGGUUUAUUUCUGGGGUUUUGGAAGAAAGCAGGGUCUGGCCUCUAUAGAGUCUUCCCCUCCAUAAGGGGGAGCCCGCUUUGUGGGUGAUUGCCAGGAGAGACUGCCUCGCAAUUGCGAAUGAUUGACUGGAGUGUUCUCCAUAGCGACUCAGUUGAUAGGAUGUGUAGGUAAGACAAGUGAGGUUGGUGAGGUAAAGGAAGGCAUGGGCGAAAGAAAGAAAGCAAAAGAAGGGGAAAAUAACAGGAAAGAACGGCUGCAGAGUGCUUCUGCCUCCUUCUUCAUUUGCUUUACGCAUUUCACCGGAC
Messenger RNA from Colletotrichum destructivum, 2690 nucleotides. RefSeq names its product Putative asparagine synthase, rossmann-like alpha/beta/alpha sandwich, nucleophile aminohydrolase. Gene Ontology annotation, cellular component: cytosol. The coding region runs from base 363 to 2105 and encodes 580 amino acids. The transcript has 10 exons. NCBI's taxonomy places the organism in Eukaryota, Fungi, Ascomycota, Sordariomycetes, Glomerellales, Glomerellaceae. The record is from RefSeq and is a predicted model, not a curated record. Gene Ontology annotation, molecular function: asparagine synthase (glutamine-hydrolyzing) activity.